This is a messenger RNA of Linderina pennispora, 436 nucleotides long. RefSeq lists its product as uncharacterized. The record is from RefSeq and is a predicted model, not a curated record. Lineage: Eukaryota; Fungi; Kickxellomycota; Kickxellomycetes; Kickxellales; Kickxellaceae. The transcript has a single exon. The coding region runs from base 98 to 325 and encodes 75 amino acids.
GCCUGCCAGUUCGGGAAGAUAGAGGAGGAUGUUUUGUGCACGAAUAAGAGACGAAUGCAAGAAAAGCCUGAAUGGAGAGCAGAGAAGAGAAGUUUGAAUGGUGCCCCCACCCAGCACGAUGGCUUUUUUUUUUUGUUUGAGAGCUCAGCACCAAGCACGGCUUUUUUUCAUGCGGUUCACUGCUGCCGCCACCUCCCCCUUCCUCCCGAAUAUGGUCCAGGACGCGACGCACUCCUUCAGCUACAUGGACCGCAGAGCCAAUGGCAACCACCCGGCAGCUCCAGGCAAGCUCCAGAAGGACAAUGUCUGGAGAUUUCUGCAAUGAUCCUCCGCUGCUACUAUUCCCAUGCACAUCUAAUCGUCGCACAUGCUGCAGCAUCGCAGUAACCGGGGAGUCGCUAGUGGUGAAGUGUAAAUGUAAAUGCAAUUGCUGAUA